Messenger RNA from Microthlaspi erraticum, 1806 nucleotides. Lineage: Eukaryota; Viridiplantae; Streptophyta; Magnoliopsida; Brassicales; Brassicaceae. The record is from the annotation of a GenBank genome assembly.
AUGUUGGUUGCUUCAGGCAUUGGUCUUGGUUGUGUGCUGAUGCAGGAGGGCAGAGUGAUAGCAUAUGCUUCGAGACAGUGGCAGGGCAGUGAGCGUAACCGUCCUACACAUGACUUAGAGUUGGGAGCAGUGAUCUUCGCGUUGAAGAUUUGGAGGUCUUACUUGCUAGGUGAGACAGUACAGGUCUUCACGGAUCACAAGAGUUUGCAGCAUAUCUUCACUCAGCCGAUGAUGAACGCGAGACAGACGCGCUGGGUUGAGUUCUUGGCGGAUUAUCAGGUGAGCAUUAACUACCAUCCGGGCAAGGCUAACCUAGUGGCGGACGCGUUGAGUAGACGGAGGUAUGAUUCCGCAGUUGAGCGAGAUGUGGAGUCUCUAGUUGGCGAGAUCAGUACCUUGCGUUUGUGUGCCAUUUCGCAGGAGCCUUUGGGUUUAGAGGCAGUGGAUCAGGCGGAUCUACUUAGCAGGAUCAGAGUUGCUCAGCAGAGUGAUCAGAGUUUGCUGGAUGCGACUAGAGUGACUGGUUCUGAGUAUGAGGUCUCUGCGAAUGGGACUAUCUUGGUUCGUGGGCGAGUUUGUGUGCCUAAGGAUGUGGAGUUGAGACAUCAGAUUUUGGGAGAGGCUCACGCGAGCAAGUUUUCCAUUCAUCCGGGAGCGACCAAGAUGUACCAUGACCUCAAGAGGUACUAUCAUUGGGUCGGGAUGAAGAGGGAUGUAGCAGACUGGGUUGCGAAGUGCAACACUUGUGCCUUGGUGAAGGCAGAGCAUCAGGUUCCGGGUGGUCUUUUGCAGAGUUUACCCAUUCCAGAGUGGAAGUGGGACAGGAUUACGAUGGAUUUCGUGGUUGGACUACCUGUUUCGAGGACUUUCGAUGCUAUUGGGAAGUUUGUGCGAGAGAUUGUGAGGCUGCAUGGAGUGCCAGCUAGUAUUGUGUCAGACCGUGAUCCCAGAUUCACUUCAGAGUUUUGGAGGGCGUUUCAGGCAGAGAUGGGCACUAAGGUGCAUCUGAGUACAGCUUAUCAUCCGCAGACAGAUGGUCAGUCAGAGAGGACUAUUCAGACUUUGGAGGAUUUGCUGAGGAUGUGUGUGUUGGAUUGGGGUGGCCAUUGGGCAGAUCACCUGAGCUUAGUUGAGUUUGCAUACAACAACAGCUUUCAGGCGAGUAUUGGCAUGGCUCCAUUUGAGGCUUUGUAUGGGAGGCCAUGUAGGACACCCCUAUGCUGGACCCAAGUGGGGGAGCGCAGCAUGUAUGGAGCUACUUAUGUUCAGGAGACGACAGAGAAGGUUCGUGUUGUGAGGCUGAACAUGAAGGAGGCUCAGGAUAGGCAGAAGAGUUAUGCAGAUAGACGCAGACGAGAGCUUGAGUUUCAGGUUGGAGAUAGAGUUUAUCUCAAGAUGGCUAUGUUGAGGGGUCCUAACAGAUCCAUAGCAGAGAACAAGCUGAGUCCGCGAUUUAUGGGUCCGUUUCCAGUAGUGGAGCGAGUUGGGCCAUUGGCUUACAGGCUGGAGUUGCCUGAGAUUAUGAAAGCCUUUCACAAGGUUUUUCAUGUGUCGAUGCUGAGGAAGUGUCUUCACCCUACAGAGGAGUUAGUGGCUAGGAUUCCAGAGGAUCUUCAGCCAGAUUUGACAGUGCCGGCAGUGCCUGUGAGGAUUUUAGAGAGGAGGGAAAAGGUUCUGAGGAACAAGAGGAUUCCCUUACUGAGGAUUUUGUGGGAUUGCAGUGGUUCUACAGAGGAGACUUGGGAGCCAGAGGCAAAGAUGAAGUUGAAGUUCAGGAAGUGGUUCGACAAGCAGGUCGAGGAGUGA